Molecule: messenger RNA, 2734 nt
Organism: Malus domestica (apple)
Lineage: Eukaryota; Viridiplantae; Streptophyta; Magnoliopsida; Rosales; Rosaceae
Source: RefSeq, a predicted model, not a curated record
CUCCUCACACUUUUUUCCACUCUUUCUUCUUCCGUGCCUGCAAAGUCUUCCUUGCUUCACACAAAAUCCAAAAGCUCCGCAGAAGCUCACCUGCUCAUCAAUGGCGGACUCCAUCCCCUACCGAAAACCCCACUUCCCAGUCUCCGAUCCGCGCCCAGAACCUCACCGAAACCCGAUUCGACACGGUAAGUCGUACACCAUGCACUUUCUCCUUAAAGCUCUUACCCUUGCCGUUUUCAUCGUCCUUCUUCCACUUUUUCCCUCACAAGCUCCCGAAUUCAUCAACCACACGAUCCUCACCAAGUUCUGGGAGCUCAUUCACGUUAUCGUCGUCGGCAUUGCCGUGUCCUACGGCUUGUUCAGCAGAAGAAAUAGCGCUGAAAUGGGGAUUGAAAAUAGCUCAAAUGUAGGUAGUUCUGACUCUUACGUGCCUAGAUUUUUUCCCGUUUCGUCGAGUUUUGAGGGCGAGUGUGAACAGGCAUUUGGGUAUGGUGAGAAAAGAGAGGGUCAGAGUUGGAAUUCUGGGUAUUUUGUGGGUAACCCUGUGGCAGCUGUGUCUGAAUCUUGUCAUGAAAGCAAUGUUUUUGAUGCCCAAUGCAAACCCAGUUUGGGGAUUUGUGAAAGUGGGGGUGAAAAUUCAUGUGGGUAUGGAGAGAAAAAUGUUACCCAAGCUUGGAACUCUCGGUAUUUUCAGGGUGAAUCAAUGGUGUUUGUUGCUGAACCAAAUUAUGGUCUUGAUGAAUGGGGAAAACCCAGAUCAAUUGCUGAUAAUCAGCCGUUGGGAUUGCCCGUUCGGAGUUUGAAAUCGAGGGUAAAAAGCCAUGAUAGUUCUGAGUUUGUUGCUAGGGGUGAGUUUAGUUUAGGUUCUAAGGGUUCUUUUAAUAGCUCUGAUGGGGUUAGGAAUGGGGAUAUGGGUCCUCUAAAUUUGGAAGAUAAGUUAAAUGAAGCCGCUGCGUCACCUUCUCCGGUUAAUUGGCGUUCGGGUUCUGGAAAGAUGGAGAGGGGGAAAAGAGUAGGUGGUAAUGCUCGUCCAUCGCAUUUGAGGCCGCUCUCCGUCGAUGAAACUCAAUUUGAAUCAAUGAAAACUCCGUCUUUCCAGUCCGCAUUGUCCUUUACUUCUGAGUCUUCUUCUCAAACUAGUUCUCUGUCUUCUUCCCCAAAAGAAGACUCUUCAGCGCGCUCCAUGUCUUCGGAGGUGCUUAACUCAAAGUCGGAGAAGGUAAAGAAAAGAAAGAGUUCCCAUUCUCAAGGGUCUUCUUCUCCUUCAGGAUUUGCAUCAUCACCACCAAAACCAAUGAAUGAAAAAGCUUCAUUGAGUGCGUUGCAUUCGCGGGGCUAUAGCAUUGGUUCUUUCCAUGAGGAGGACUUGAGGAGAAGCUCAGAAAAUUACUUGAAGGAUUUGAGUGGGAGCAGAAGUGGAAGUGGAAGCGGAAGGGGAAGCAGAAGGGGAAGCGGAAGCGGAAGCGGAAGCGGAAGUGAGGAGGAGCAAUUGAAAAGCAAAGAAUUGGGGCAUGGAUUUUUGGGAUUGAAUACGAAACCUGCAAGCCUCGGUAAAUCCUCAGAAAAUUACUUGAAGGAUUUGAGUGGAAGCAGAAGCGGAAGCGGAAGUGAGGAGGAGCAAUUGAACAGCAAAGAUCUGGGGCAAGGAUUUUUGGGAUUGAAUACGAAACCUGCAAGCCUCAGUAAAUCCUCAGAAAAUUACUUGAAGGAUUUGAGCGGAAGCAGAAGCAGAAGCGGAAGUGAGGAGGAGCAAUUGAAAAGCAAAGAUCUGGGGCAAGGUUUUUUGGGAUUGAAUACGAAACCUGCAAGCCUCAGUAAAUCCUCAGAAAAUUACUUGAAGGAUUUGAGUGGAAGCAGAAGCGGAAGCAGAAGUGGAAGCGGAAGAGGAAGCAGAAGCGGAAGUGAGGAGGAGCAAUUGAAAAGCAAAGAAUUGGGGCAAGGUUUUUUGGGAUUGAAUACUAAACCUGCAAGCCUCACCAAAUCCUCAUCAAGGGGAAAAUCGGUUAGAACUAUCAGAGGUAGUAGACUUACCACUCCUGAAAAGGUUGAGAAGAUGCGAGACAUUGGUGAUUUUAUACCUAUGAGAAAAGAAACAAUGCAAAACGGAGGAACCAACGUGAAAGAUCUCGGCACUGCAACUACUAAGCUCGAUUUUGGCAAUCCCUUGCAGCCAAAGCCAGAAAUUCCAAAACAUGGGAAGAAGCAGAUGCGAGAAUUUCGUGGCAAUGCGGCUGCAGAGUCUGAAGAAGAAGAAGACUUGGAAAGUGAGGCGGAAAACUUUCAAGUAAGCUCGGAUGAUGAAGGCGAAGAUGACGCUCUUGCUGCUGCUGCUGCGGCUACAUGUAGUAACUCUGUGGAUGUUGGAGCAGCAGACUCAGAGGUUGAUAAGAAGGCGGGCGAGUUCAUAGCGAAAUUUAGAGAGCAGAUUAGGCUUCAAAAAGUGGCAUCGAUGGACCGAUCAAGAGCGCAACACAUCUCUGCUAAUUCGUUUAGGUGAUGGUACAAUUGCAAUGCUUGAUGGAGAGUUAUGGAAAGAUGGAUUUUUCAUGCUGUUCUAGCUCAAAGUAUUAUCUGUUUAUCAAUUUUAUUUACACAUUUGAUGAACAUUUGUUUUCUCUGUUGGACCAUUUUGGAUGUUUAGAAAGCAUUUCUAAGGUUUAAUUUUACUACUAGUGUUUGUGUUGCAUUUGGGAAAAAAUAAUGCUAGGGAGACCACAGAACAUGUUUCGACUAA